Messenger RNA from Pan troglodytes (chimpanzee), 4665 nucleotides. It is a transcript of the gene HHLA1, whose product is annotated as HHLA1 neighbor of OC90. The transcript has 17 exons. The record is from RefSeq and is a predicted model, not a curated record. Lineage: Eukaryota; Metazoa; Chordata; Mammalia; Primates; Hominidae. Bases 482 to 2077 code for a protein of 531 amino acids.
UGAAAUCAACUACAGCCCCCAGCCCUUUCUUCAGAAGACUCCCGCGGGCCUGCAUGCCAGGUGAUGCUUGGCCCACAAACCUUUGCAACAGGAAGACAGAACUCAUCACCUAGGGACUCCUGUUCUACUCCUUCAAUACACGUAAUUACUGUCAGAAAGGUUUUCCCAUCCCAUGCUGAAUCAGUGCAUUGUCAUUCUGCUCACGGAUGCUAUUCAGCUCAUUGCACAGGCAUUUUUCUCCCUUGGAGUUGAUCUUCUUUCACCACACUAAGUUUUUGCUAGGAUUAUUAUUCCAUUUUUUUCCCAAGGGGAUUUAAAGCAAUGUUAUCAAGACUUUCCCCACCCCCACCCACUGUAUCUUUCACUAAGAACUCAUAUAAACCCCAUGGCUCUGACCUAGCUGUUAAUCUUUCUAGCUGUUUAAGUUCUUUGAAGUCAAUUUAUCCUGCUCAGAAGAUAGGUGGGCCAGAGUAUCACAAGCAUGCUGGGCUUCCUGUCAUGUGGUCCUUCAAUGAAGCUGUGCAUGGGCCUGGCAUGUGUCUUGUCCCUUUGGAACACAGUGUCUGGCAUCAAAGGAGAAGCCAAGAAAGAGAAGGGAAUGACCUUUUUACCUACAACAGUGUCUGGCCUUAGAGAAGAAGAGAGGAAGGAGAAGGGGGUGGCAUUUCUUGCUACGACGGAGCUGCCCGCAAGGUCAAUCGAUCUGUCCGCGCUUAACCUGACAGAGCUUGUGAAUGGGAUGCUCAGUAGAGCGUUAAAAGAUAGCAAGAAGUUCUUCUCCUUGCUGAGUGUCACUUCCUACAGUUCCUUCGCCUUCCACAAGUUUUCUGUAGCUGUUUACAACAUUUCUAACCUGAAGACAGUGGACCCCGCCAAAUUCCCCAUAAGGUAUUGCUACUGUUUAAACAAUCGGACCAAAGACUUAUCAGAUUUUACAGCUCUACUGGUAGAUAUCAUUGGCAAUUCUACCAGCUACCUCACAGAGAUUUUUAAGUCAACCUCCAUCCUCUCAGUGAAUCAAAGCAAUGAAUCAGAUUGCAUCUUCAUCUGUGUGAUGACAGGAAAGUCAGGAAGGAAUCUUUCUGACUUCUGGGAGAUAGAAGAAAAAUAUCCCAUUAUCAAUUACACAUUUACCAGCGGCUUGUCUGGUGUUCUGGGUGCAGCUACCAGGGGAACUGCCAGGACUUCAAAGCCCACAACCAAAAGCCAGAAAACACUACCAAGUACAAGCCCCGGACACUGGACCCAGAGCACACCCUGGGCAUCUGCUCUGAGAUCCUCUCCCUGGACAGAGACAGCUGCUCCUUCAGAAACAGAGGAGACCCUGAACACAGGCAGGCCUCCUGAGCUUCCAGCCAGGGCCACGGCCACAUGGGUCAGUGCCUCCCACACUCUCCCAGCCUUGGCUACCAGGAGGGUGGCCAGAACUCAGUGGGUGACAGCUGACAGACAUACGUGGGCUUCCAUAUCGUCCGUGCCCUGGGCUCAGACCAUCAGUGAGAAAAAACCUGGAGGGUCUCUCUGGGAAACUCGUUCUUCCCCACCGACUACUGCAGGGACCGAGGAAGCCAUGAACACUACAAGCCUUUUGGCGCCUGCUGCUGGGAUAAUGGCCACACCUGGCAGCCCAUCCCAGGCCAGCCCUACCUCGGGAGCAUUCACCCGUGGCACACAGACUCCGAGUCCAACCAAGGCAACAGCCCCCAGAUAUCCACAAACAGGUGAUCUCUCUGCAGAGUGGCCAUUCACUGCUGGUGAAGAGCCAGUCCUGGUCCCAAGACCCCAUCAAGUUUCAAGGUGUCCUCAGCCGCUCUUCAAGUUGGGAGCUAUGGCAGCUGCUCCUCUCACCCUGGCUAUUCAGAGGCUCAACCCAUGCCUGAUGGAGCUGUGCCAAUUCUUCCAGCAAUGCCUCUGCAUGAGCCAGAGGAGUCCCAGGACAGAGGACAUGAGAUACUGUCUUGAAUACUAUUCCUGGUUUCUGAGGAAUGCAACAUAUAUCUGUCAGAGGGUGAAAAGGGUGUCCCACUCGCACACCUUAAAGCAAAAAUGCCUUGAGAAUAUCUGCAAGUCUGUGUGAGGCCUUGAAAAUAACACUAGGGCAUUACAAUGACUUCAGGGGAUACGCCAUCCACCCUGGCUCUUGUCCCAAGUGGGCUACAUUUGAAGAAUUCACCCAGGCUCCAGCUAGAUCAUCAAUUAAUUUAAUGAUGGUUAUUCUUGGAAGUAGCAUUUUUUUUCCCUCUCCUGUGAAUCUGUGCAAAACAUUGAAGGUAGAAGUUUUCUUGUUAGAGACCUCACAAUUAAUACAGUAAUGCCAGACUCCUUGCCUGCUUCAAAGUCAUGGAAAUCUAGUGUUCAUGCUCAAGAAACUCCUACAAUGCUUGAGGCAAUCCUGACAAUUUAAAAACUGGGGAUGCGUGGGCACUCUAGCCUGCACAAACCAGUUCAGCCAUGGAGACUCUGACACAAUACCUGAGGUGACUUAAACUUGAGACUUUUGAAAGACAACAAAAGCAUAAAUUAAUAUUGAAUUCAUACUCUAGAGAGAUUCACAUAUACUGAUAGUUAACUAAAACAUGUACAACCAAUCAGACUUGCCAUGGUAUGGGAUCUGUAUAAUCUUCCAAGCCCCCUUAAGUGGGCGAUAAUGAAAACUUUAUCAUUAGGAGGAGGUUUAGAGAGUUGUUUUUAUUGACAUCUUGUUUUGAUUCCUCUUCUGUGUGACCCACUGGAUUCAGAGGUCCCCAUGAGUACCCUCAGGUUCAAUGAUUCAUGAGUAGAACUCAGAGGUAGGGAAAACUGUUAUAUGCACAUUUAGCAUUUAUUGCAACAAAAGGAUGCAGAUGAAAAGCAGCAAAUGUGAAAGGCACCUCUAGAGAGAGUCCAAGAGAGCCCAGGCACAAGCUUCCAGUGGGGUUGCACAGUCAGCAUCUAAUCCUCCCAGAAACAAUGUUUAACAAUACGUGGAGUAUUGUCAGCCAGGAAAGCUCAUCCAAGUUUUGGUGUCCAGGGGAUGUUUGGGGGUAUGGAGUAGGUAUGGAGUGCCUUCAUGGCCUGCAUGGCUAAACUUAGUUAUUCAGUCUCCAGUCCCUCUAGAGGUCAAGCUGAUACUGCAUGACCUAAGGCCCCACCAUAAAUCACAUUGUUAACAUAAACUAUCUGUCAUGGCACAAAGCCCCAGGUACAAGAGACACUCAUCAGGCAGGAUAUUCCAAGGAUUUACAGGGGAUUCCCCAGGAGCUGGUCAAGGACCAGAUGUUCCUCUGGAAGGUGCAGGAUUUGAGCUCAUCUGUGGAGUACAUCUGUGGAGUCAACUUUCUUCUGCACUCCCACAUACUGAUUUGCCACCUUCAUUGUAUCAGGUUCCUUUUUCACUAUGUUCAGGUUUGCGGUUGCUCCAGUAUCCCUAUCUAUGCUGAGUCUCCACGUAGAGCAUGUGUGCCCUCUCCAGUGGCUCUGCACGGACCCCUUAUUUCUCAUUACCAGGGACAGCUUUUCUCCUGAUGUGCCUGGUGCUCCUUCUCCACUCUCUUGCCUUAGGACUCUGCUGGGCCAUAAGUAUUUUUUUUACCCUUUUGUGAUCUAUGGCUGCCCUUGGGUGAGGAAAGUCACUUUCUGUUCAUCAUCUAAGUAGAAAACAGUUUCUGCCAUUGGAAGACCCCUGAGUUCCCUGGCACUCCUGUGAACCACAAGGUGCCUGGGGAGGUAGAACUUGGACAUUGGAGAGAGGAUCAGCCAGACAUUUCUCUUUCUAAUCAUAUGCAGAAAGAUUUCUUUUUAUUCUCCAGAACACUUGAAAGACUCUCCAAGUUAUGCAAAUGUCAAGCUCAUAAAUAUAUAUUGUCAUGACUUUUGCAAAGAUGAAGAGGAUACAGCAAAUUUUCUGGGAGGCAAAGGGACUUCUACCUGGAUAGGAACCAAGCAAACUCAUUAAGCAUGGGUUAAUUUGAUUCAACCCUUGCGUGGAUAUUAAUUAAGGACCUUUGACAGGAGAGGGUCCUCAAGGUUCCUCAAAGAGUAACUUAUCAUCAAGGAAGGUGAAGAAUGGAUGGAUGGCUUGGGCCCAAGACUGGGGCUAUUCACUUGUGGGGAAACCCAUGUGAACCCAGUUACCUCAUACUUUGGGAAUAAUGACUGAGCAUGACUAUAAUCUUUAAGAAGCUCAAAUGCGGAAUACCUCUGAGGCUUAUGCAAGGAUCUGGCCUAGCAUCAAGGACAAAGGCUCAGAGGACUCCUUGGGGCCAGUUUUCUAUAGUCAUACCAUCAGCCACAACAGCAGCAAAGGCAGAAGGAAAACAGGGCCCAGGAGUGGCUGACGACUGCCUGGAGUCCAACUGGUCUCCUGGAGUUCAUAAGAGGUUUGACCCCUUCUGAGCUGAAUGUGUCCUGAUUUAGGGGAUAGCUAGGGCAAUAAGAAAGCCUCAGGGGGUGCUACUGAUCUGGAACUCCUACUAAUUAGUGUGUAUGUGGCCACCAGUGGUUAGCAGAUGAGGUGAAAGAGAUGGGACAGUGACUGUAUCUGUUCUGAUGAAGGAGAUUGUGCAGUUACAUGCGUAACGUCAUUAAACUUCAUUCUUCCAGGUAGCAAAGGUGCAAGCGCAUUUCUGUUUAUUUCAUUCAUGCCCAGAAGGCCAGCUAAGUUGUCAAGAGAAAGAAGGAGAGGGA